AUGGUUUCCCAGGGGAUCCAGAUCAUGGGCAUCGUCAUGUCGUUGAUCGGAUGGUUGAUGGUCAUCAUCGUGUGUGCCCUGCCUAUGUGGAAGGUCACAGCCUUCAUAGGAGCCAACAUCGUCACGGCACAAACCAUCUGGGAAGGAAUGUGGAUGAACUGUGUGGUGCAGAGCACGGGCCAGAUGCAGUGUAAGGUCUACGACUCCAUGCUGGCUCUACCCCAGGACCUCCAAGCCGCCAGAGCCAUGAUCAUCAUCUCCAUCCUGACCGGUAUCGUCGGCAUCUGCCUGUCGAUUGCAGGAGGGAAAUGCACCAACUGCAUAGCAGAGGAGGGGUCCAAGGCUAGAGCCUGUAUCGUGGCUGGAGUCCUCUACAUCAUCUCAGGCCUCCUCUGCCUCAUCCCAGUGUCCUGGUCAGCCAACACCAUCAUCAGGGAUUUCUACAACCCCCUGCUGAUCGAGGCCCAGAGGAGGGAGCUGGGGGCGUCUCUGUAUAUGGGCUGGGGUGCUGCAGCACUGCUGCUGAUGGGUGGGGGGCUGCUGUGCUGGAACUGUCCCCCCAAGCAGGACCGCCACUAUCCGGCCAAGUUCUCUCAGGUCAGAUCCACCUCCUCCGGACCAAUGCAAUAUGUCUGA
This is a messenger RNA of Coregonus sp. 'balchen', 636 nucleotides long. NCBI's taxonomy places the organism in Eukaryota, Metazoa, Chordata, Actinopteri, Salmoniformes, Salmonidae. The record is from the annotation of a GenBank genome assembly.